UUCUUUUUCAAACCUUGUGUCUGACAUAAGAUCCACCGGAUAUCCACCUGUCAACAAGGCAAGAUGUCAUCAGUGUCAUGGCUGGGCAUGUCGUUGAAGUUGAAUGUGUCGUUGACGAUGCAAACCCUGCCGUCACCUCCUACAUGUGGCAUCACAGCGGCAAUAUCAGUUACGGGCAGACGUUUCUUAAACACGUGUCAUCUUCUGAUUCGGGGAACCUAUCGUGCUCUGCUACCAAUAGACAAGGGACAUCAACUGCACAAACAGGCAUCGAAGUCUUGCAAGCUUACUCUUUGAUCGGGGACUAUGCCUCUCCAGUGUCGGUCAUAGCAACAGGAUCUGGCCUGGUCAUCCUCAUCCUCAUCAUCAUCUUCCUCCUCAUCAUCAUUAUCUACCAGAGGAGGAGAAUGAAGACUGCAAAACCUAUUGAGAAUCCACAGAGAACUGCACAGACCACCAGGACAGAUGUUGGAGGGAGCCAACAGAUGUACGAGGCCGUGGAACUGCCAAGUGGGGGUGCUGAUAAUACGUACUGCGCACUUGGAAUGACCCCAGUUAGAGAUGACGAUCCCAUUUACAUCUAUGGCAACCUUGGAUUUGAAGAUGAAGCAAACACACGCCAAGAGACUGGAACUGCUUCGGGCCAAUCCUACGGUGACAUCCAGCUUGAAACGAGCAAUAACAUACGAAAACAAAGAGCAAAAGACAAGAAAGUAAAACCAACCAAAGCACAGAAAGACGACGACGAGCCAACCUAUCAAAACUCCGUCGUCAGGAACUAGUCGUUUUCAUAACUAAGGAUACUGACAUCAUCACUUGACUUGGGAC
This is a messenger RNA of Haliotis rubra (blacklip abalone), 828 nucleotides long. RefSeq lists its product as uncharacterized. NCBI's taxonomy places the organism in Eukaryota, Metazoa, Mollusca, Gastropoda, Lepetellida, Haliotidae. The coding region runs from base 78 to 782 and encodes 234 amino acids. The transcript has 9 exons. The record is from RefSeq and is a predicted model, not a curated record.